GGCGGGCGGGGGAAGAUGGCGGAGCUCGGUAAGAAGUACUGCGUGUACUGCCUGGCCGAGGUGAGCCCGCUGCGCUUCCGCUGCACCGAGUGCCAGGACAUCGAGCUGUGCCCCGAGUGCUUCUCGGCCGGCGCCGAGAUCGGCCACCACCGCCGCUACCACGGCUACCAGCUGGUGGACGGCGGGCGCUUCACGCUGUGGGGGCCCGAGGCCGAGGGCGGCUGGACCAGCCGCGAGGAGCAGCUGCUGCUGGACGCCAUCGAGCAGUUCGGCUUCGGAAACUGGGAAGAUAUGGCUGCUCACGUUGGAGCUUCCCGGACUCCCCAGGAAGUGAUGGAGCAUUAUGUAAGCAUGUACAUCCACGGAAACCUGGGGAAAGCCUGCAUCCCUGACACCAUCCCCAAUCGGGUGACAGACCACACAUGCCCCAGUGGAGGCCCCCUCUCUCCCAGCCUCACUACCCCCUUGCCUCCCCUAGACAUCUCGGUGGCUGAGCAGCAGCAGCUGGGCUACAUGCCGCUGCGGGACGACUAUGAGAUCGAGUAUGACCAGGAUGCCGAGACGCUCAUCAGCGGGCUCUCGGUGAACUACGACGACGACGACGUGGAGAUUGAGCUGAAGCGGGCCCACGUGGACAUGUACGUGCGGAAGCUCAAGGAGAGGCAGCGGCGGAAGAACAUCGCCCGCGACUACAACCUGGUGCCCGCCUUUCUGGGCAGGGACAAGAAGGAGAAGGAGAAGACGGCCAAGCGCAAGAUCACCAAGGAGGAGAAGGAGCUGCGGCUGAAGCUGAGGCCGCUCUACCAGUUCAUGUCCUGCAAGGAGUUCGAUGACUUGUUUGAAAACAUGCACAAAGAGAAGAUGCUGCGGGCAAAAAUUAGAGAAUUGCAGAGGUACCGGCGGAACGGAAUCACCAAGAUGGAGGAGUCGGCAGAGUACGAGGCGGCCAGGCACAAGCGGGAGAAGAGGAAGGAGAAUAAAAACACAGGCGGCUCCAAGAGGGGGAAGGAGGACGGCAAAGACAGUGAGUUUGCUGCCAUCGAGAACCUUCCUGGGUUUGAGCUCUUGUCGGACCGUGAGAAGGUGCUCUGCAGCUCCUUAAAUUUGAGUCCCGCUCGCUACGUGACUGUGAAGACCAUCAUCAUCAAAGACCACCUCCAGAAACGACAAGGGAUUCCCUCCAAAAGUCGCCUUCCGAGUUAUUUGGACAAAGUCCUAAAGAAAAGGAUUUUAAAUUUCCUCACAGAAAGUGGCUGGAUAUCCAGGGAUGCUUCCUGAAGCUGAGCGGCUUUGAAAGCUGGAAUGAUGCUAACAUAGCUUGUGAGCCAAAAUGACUGGGGGUGAGGGAGGGGGGAGAGGAAAUGCUUUUUUUCCCCAUUAUUGCUCUUUUUAAAACAAAUUUUUGUUCCCUGUUUUAGGAUAUACAUUCUCUUCAUGGUCCUCUGAAAGAAGCAAUAGUAACAAUCUUAUAUUGGAUCAUGGGGGAAACAAAUAUAUGUGUAUUUUAACUGAGGUCUAAAAGGUAAUUCUUUAAGAUGACAAUUUGCCUUUAUGUGUUCAGUUUGGAAAUAUUAUGAGAAUGGAUAAUUUCCUUUUAUGAGUUUCUUCCCUUUGGUACACAACUGUUGUGCUGUGGGUAAAAGGAACAACUUUCCCUGCUGGGCCUGCCAGCUGCCAGCUUUACCCCGUGACACAAGCUCUGGCUAGCUGCCGAGGGUCCCCGGGGACAAAGCCCCGGCACGUGGCACUUUAGAUGGGGCCAGGCGUGGCAGGUGGGAAGCGAGGGCAGUGAGGCCAGAGGACAGGAUGAGGUUUCCUUAGGAACUUGAGAGGAAGGAUCCAGUGCUGAACACAGUGACCAGACCCACUUCCCCUUCACCGUUGGCAGCAGCAGAGUCUGAACUGGUAGUUCCGCGAUCCCGAGGCCGCCCCUUGCCACGUUCACUCUGAGCAGGGCCCGCCGGCUCACUUGGGGAAAGAGCAGUGCCCCUGGCAGGCUCCCUGGCGUGUCGUGUUGAGGUGGGCCCUGGGGAAGCACGUUAGCGGGACACGGGAGGACUAGCAUGGACUGCCAGAACUCGGAGCUAGCUUUCCCGGGGCCUGCUCCUCACUGCUCUUAUUACUUGCAGUGCAUUUUACUUGGAAGAACGUUUUCGAAAGUUCAAGGCUAAGAGUUCUGAGGAAGCAUUAGCUUCCUCCAGGAUUUUCGUCACAGUUGUGAGUACCUUUUUCACUGAAACUCUGACUGUGCCAGCCUGGCUAAGCGUUUGUCUUCUGGUGGUAUGAGGCACCCUGCAGACCAGCCGGGGAGAGAGCAGGUGGCUCCCAUGGCAGGCUCUGGCAGAGCGGGAGGGAGGGGCCUCGAGGCCGUGCUGGGUUACUAGGUCACUGUCUAGAACCAGACUCAGAUGUGGCUUCUGCCCAGCCCAAUUUAGAAGUUUUUCCAGGGGCCCUGUUUCAUGGAUGUACACGGUACCUUCCUUCUGGAACCUGAGGAAGUCAUUUGUCUUCUGGCUGCUCAGGGUCCUCAUGUCCAAGACCCUGCUCUGGAGUCGGUGGAGUGACCGCAGAGCCAGCACCCCAUUCCUCCAGGAGCUAGUCCUGCCGCUCCUGCCCCCACAGCUGUCAAGACUGUUCACCUCCCAGAAUGUUUGGGCUUCAAGUUACAUUAAAGUGAAAUUAUUUGAAAGAGAAAAAAAACCUCAUUGUUUCCAAGGAAGACUUAAUUACGGUGCCUUUUCUUUUUACAUCCUUCUGUCCCCUAGGGUAAAUUUUUCAGCAUUAAAUAAACCAUUUCAAAUACAUUGUACAUGGCUUUAGUUGUAAAAUACAUUGCAUGCUGGCAGAGAAGUGCUCCCUGUUAACUCAGCCCAGGACUUCUCUCUGACAAUAGAAAAUAGUGAGCAGUGGUACUAGUCAUGGGACCACCUCCACAUUGGCCCUGCAGGACUACGGCUGACAGAGCCGCUGCUGUCCACCACUGCGCAGUGAUGGAGAUGGUGCUAAGCUUCCACAGGUAGCUCAGCCAGUUGUUCUCACUGGGGGUUCCUGGACCAGCAGCAUCAGCACGCCCUGGGGGCCCGCUAGAAUUGCACUCAGGCCUCACCCGCUCCUCCUGAAUCAGAAGCUCAAGGGGGGGGCCCACGGAGCUGCUUUCACCAGCCUUCCAGGAGACGAGGGCGCAAGCUGCAGUUUGAGAGCCGCUGGCUUCAGCUACUCUGAAUGCAAUCAUCAUUCAUCAGUUUUCUACAUCAGAUUCCUAGUUUGGUGAGGUUUUAAAUUUAGCCUUAUUUUUAUAUAAAACGAUUGCCAGACUUUCAUUAAGCUUGAGAAGCAAAAGAUCCCUGUAAAUGUGUGUGGCUCAGGCCAAGAGCUGUCAAAUGAAAACCUUUGUGCUUAUGCAGGGUUUUAGUAUGUAUAUCUUUUUGAUGGUAUGAAGAAUUUAUUUAGGCUUGACUGUUUAAAACACCAUAAUGAAUGUAUAAUUAAUUUAUGUUAAAGUAUUAACACUCUGUUACAAGGGAAAAGUAAUUUUAUGAUCGGUUGCCUCUUACCCCAUCAACUCCAGCUAUUACGGUCACAUUAGUUCUUACCUCUGCUGUUAGCUCAGAGCCUUUGUAUUUCUGCAUUUAAUUUUCAUGAUAAAUUAGUCACCAUAGUCCCAUGGAAUUAGGUCCUUUCAAAAUUAAAACUCUUAACUUUGUGUCAAAAGUUAGGUAAUUCAGCCAUUCAAAAUAAUGCUCUCUGGAUGGCCCACAUUCAAGGAACGUAUCAAACUGAGAACCCUGACCACCACUGUUAUUCUCCUUUCACACAUUAAACACGUUGAGA
Molecule: messenger RNA, 3831 nt
Organism: Diceros bicornis minor
Lineage: Eukaryota; Metazoa; Chordata; Mammalia; Perissodactyla; Rhinocerotidae
Gene: TADA2B
Product: transcriptional adaptor 2B
Exons: 2
Coding region: 16-1278 (420 amino acids)
Biological process (GO): chromatin remodeling; regulation of transcription by RNA polymerase II
Cellular component (GO): SAGA-type complex; nucleus
Molecular function (GO): zinc ion binding; chromatin binding; transcription coactivator activity
Source: RefSeq, a predicted model, not a curated record